AUUUAAUUUAAUUUAGUUUUUUGGAGGGAGUCUUGGCAUUUGGGGACCUCAUGAUCUUCAGCUUCUGCAAGCUGAGCGCGGUUUUUUGGCUUUUCGGAAUCGUGGGUACUUAAGUACAAUUUUCUUCUUCGGUUUUCUCGGCAAAGUUCUUGUGCGAUUCUAGGGAUUUUCCUGCUUUGUUAGUACUCGAUUACGACUGCGAGGCAUAAUCAAUACACAAAUUUAAACUGACGCUGGUUUCAAAGUUGGUCCAAUGCCUUCUGUUAAUACUUCAGAGUGGAAGGAAAAGGCUGGUGGUUUCUUUUCUUCAUCAGGAGUAAAGCUGAAACAAGCUGGACAAUCAGCUGGAACUUUCGUUGGGGGAGUUGCAAAGGAUGCAAAAGGAAAUGCUGCUGACGUGGUUGAACGAGUUGGUUCUGUAGUCAAGAGCGGAUUGGCUACUACUGGCACAUUCUUGAGGAAAGGCAUGUCAGAGACAAAGGAGAAAGUUGUCGUGGGGAAAGAUAAAGUUGAAGAGUUUGUAAAAAAGACUGCACAAAAGUACAAUACAAUUUUGACAGUUGAACGAAGGCAGAAGGAGGUUGCCAGUACUGAUGUAUUUGGAGUUCCAAUUGAGGUAACCGUACAAAGACAACAGUCAAGCAGGAUCAUUCCACAUAUUUUGGUCAGAUGUGCUGAAUAUCUCGACUCGUCAGGGCUAAACUCACCAUGGCUAUUUAAGUCUGACGGAGAUAAAAGGGUUCUUCAGCAGUUGGUGUCAAUGUAUAAUCAAGAUGCCAAUGCCCCAGUACCUGAAGGUACAAAUCCAGUUGAUAUAGCAGCUCUAGCUAAAUGUUACCUGGCCAGUUUUCCUGAGCCACUAGUCACACUUAAGCUUUACAAUGAGAUCAGGAGUGCACGUACAAGCAUUACUGACCUGCGAAACAUUUUAAAGAAACUUCCUAAUGUGAACUACAUGACCUUAGAGUUUAUGACUGCACUAUUUCUCCGCAUUAGCCAAACAGCACUGCUUUAUAAGAUGGAUGCUCGUAGCCUCGCUAUGGAGAUGACUCCUAUAAUAAUGUGGCAAACGGACAGGCGGCCAGAAUUCUAUCGGGAAUAUUGGGAUUAUCAUUCUGAAAAUUCUUCUGCAAAGUCCUCGAAUAAUACAUCACCUACUUACAGUGCAUGGGACAUGCUUUCAGAAGAGAGUGAUGAUACAGAUGCUUCCUCAGACAUUCCCUUGGAUGAUGCCUUGCCAGUUGACUAUAGUGCCAUCGAGGUCAUUCAGUGCCUCAUAGAACAUCAUAAGGAAAUUUUUACUGAUGCCAAUUAAACAAUUUGGAGAUAAAUCAGCAGCAGUUAUUUCCUCGGGCGACCUUUAUUCUUGGAUGAAUUUUGAUACAAGUCUAUCUCUAGCGACAGGUCUAUAUCUGAGAGUUAUUUUCUUAGUUCGAUUGGCCAGGUUGGUAAAUUAAACUUAAAAUUUGUUCGGAUAUGGACAGCUAGCACAGUGAAAGAAACUACAGUGUGAUGCAUAAAAUGGAGCGCGUUUAGUUGUAAUAACCUUCCAGGAUUUACUAGUUGAUCUGAAGUUAGAUAUCAGUUGUACAUACAACUAAUACUGCUGUUAUAUUUAGCGUGUGAAUAAUAAUUCUAUUUACAAUAUGCCAGUUGGACAUAGUUCGUUCUUCUUCGUAUAAUAUUUGGGCCACCCAACUUAGUAUUACUCUCA
Messenger RNA from Cucurbita moschata (crookneck pumpkin), 1714 nucleotides. RefSeq lists its product as uncharacterized. NCBI's taxonomy places the organism in Eukaryota, Viridiplantae, Streptophyta, Magnoliopsida, Cucurbitales, Cucurbitaceae. Gene Ontology annotation, biological process: signal transduction. The transcript is spliced from 10 exons. The record is from RefSeq and is a predicted model, not a curated record. Bases 254 to 1315 code for a protein of 353 amino acids.